Pseudonaja textilis is the source of this 1248-nucleotide messenger RNA. It is a transcript of the gene AVPR1A, whose product is annotated as arginine vasopressin receptor 1A. NCBI's taxonomy places the organism in Eukaryota, Metazoa, Chordata, Lepidosauria, Squamata, Elapidae. Gene Ontology annotation, molecular function: vasopressin receptor activity; peptide binding. Gene Ontology annotation, biological process: positive regulation of vasoconstriction; G protein-coupled receptor signaling pathway; cellular response to hormone stimulus. The record is from RefSeq and is a predicted model, not a curated record. Gene Ontology annotation, cellular component: plasma membrane.
AUGCCGUCCAGCAACCGCUCCGGCGGCUCAGCUUGGACGACGCCUGCGUGGAACUGGAGCCGGGACCCGCUCGGGAAGGUAGAAGGCUCCAGGGGCAGCGUGGAGACGGCGUGGCCAGGGAACAAAACCAACGGAAGCAGAGACCCCUACGGACGGGACGAAGAGCUAGCCAAGCUGGAAAUCGCCGUGCUGGCUCUGACCUUCGCCUUAGCUGUGCUGGGCAACUUUUUCGUGCUACUAGCGCUGCACCACACGCCGCGCAAAAAGGCAUCCCGCAUGCAUCUUUUCAUCCGGCAUCUGAGCUUGGCCGACCUGGCGGUAGCUUUCUUCCAAAUCUUGCCCCAACUUUGCUGGGAAGUCACGCACCGCUUCCACGGGCCCGACGGACUCUGCCGCGUGGUGAAACACCUGCAGGUCUUCGGCAUGUUCGCCUCGGCCUACAUGUUGGUGGUGAUGACGGCCGACCGGUACAUCGCCGUGUGCCACCCGCUCAAGAGGCUGCAGCAGCCGAGCAAGCGCUCGCACUGCAUGAUCGCGGCCGCCUGGGCGCUCAGCUUCUUGCUCAGCGCGCCCCAGUACUUCAUCUUCUCCCUCAGCGAAGUGGAGAGCGGCUCGCAGGUCUAUGACUGCUGGGCGCAGUUCAUCAAGCCGUGGGGGGCUCGCGCCUACAUCAGUUGGAUAACCGGCAGUAUCUUCGUGGCGCCCGUCCUCAUCCUGGUCACCUGCUACGGCUUCAUCUGUUACCACAUCUGGAGCAACGUCCGGGAGAAGACGCGGCGGCAGAAGACCGAGAAGGCUCCGCCACACGAAGGCGCCCUGCGCAAGGGGCUGCUCUUCACGCCUCAUGUCAGCAGCGUCAAAAGCAUCUCCCGCGCCAAAAUCCGCACCAUCAAGAUGACCUUCGUGAUCAUUUCGGCUUAUAUUGUGUGUUGGGCCCCUUUCUUCUCUGUACAGAUGCGUUCCGUCUGGGACGACCACGCUUCCUGGCAGGAUUCAGAGGAUGUUGCAGUUACAGUGACUGCCCUUUUGGCCUGCUUGAACAGUUGUUGCAAUCCAUGGAUCUACAUGUUUUUCAGUGGGCAUCUCCUACAAGACUUCAUGCAGAGUUUCUUGUGUUGUCGAAAAAUCAAACAAAGAUUGAAUAAAGAAGAUACUGAGAGCAUUAGCAGGAGACAGACUUCUUUCACUAAUAAUAUAAGUCCAACAAACAGUUUGGAUACAUGGAGAGAAUCAUCAAAUUUAUCAUAA